This is a messenger RNA of Didymodactylos carnosus, 557 nucleotides long. The record is from the annotation of a GenBank genome assembly. NCBI's taxonomy places the organism in Eukaryota, Metazoa, Rotifera, Eurotatoria, Philodinida, Philodinidae.
AUGGCCGCCCCACAAGGCCAUAGUACGUCUACAAUGUAUUCCAAUGCCUUUGGUACUUUGUACCCUCAAAAUGGCGAAGCUCUUGCUGGACAAGUAACGCAGAAUUCAACUCUAAGUAAUGGUUACUAUCCAUGUGAACAGCCGGCGUCAAAGCAAACGUUUGUUUCCUCGCAACAAUUGCAACAGCAUCAUCAGCAGUAUCAGCAUUACCCGAUACCUCCAUCAAUGGUGGCUAAUACGCAAAUGAAUUUAAAUCAACAAAACCACUCGAUUUCAUCGUGUUUUGUUCCCCAUCUCCAACGUCAAAUUUUGCCAAGUAAUAGUUGUGAGGGUCAACAUCCGUCUUCAUCGAAUAUACCUUAUACGAUGUCGAAUAAUCAAGUAUAUGGUCAAUCGUUGCUGCAACUUAUAAAUAAUCAACAAUCUUGGUCGAGUCAAAAUCCACAAGAAGUAUCACAGCAGCGAAGCUUGCCUGGUGAUUCUUUAGCCUGUCCUCAAGCGACAACCUCGCCUUUAAUGAAUAUGGAUUAUGAUGAUGGCUUCAUCGAAGUCAAUCA